This is a messenger RNA of Rhipicephalus microplus (southern cattle tick), 1309 nucleotides long. Its product is annotated as mitochondrial transcription rescue factor 1. Gene Ontology annotation, cellular component: mitochondrion. NCBI's taxonomy places the organism in Eukaryota, Metazoa, Arthropoda, Arachnida, Ixodida, Ixodidae. The record is from RefSeq and is a predicted model, not a curated record. Gene Ontology annotation, molecular function: RNA binding. Gene Ontology annotation, biological process: regulation of mitochondrial transcription.
UACGCUGGAAAGAUUGUACUCCAUAGAGGAAAGAAAAAAAUAGUUUUUCCUUCCUCCAUGUUGUACUCCCCGAUUUUGUGCAUUCCGGUGAGCUCCUAACGCAAGUCAACGUUUCUAGAACUACCUAGUUCUAAAAACGUUAGGCUUAAUUUCUAAUCGCUCGUAAUUGCCUACCGCCUCAUGGCGGUGGUCGCUUACUUUCAUUGCGGUGGUAUUACCUUAACCUUCGAGAUGGGAAGCAUGCGCACGUUUCCAAUCUCGAAGGCCAUAAUUCUGCCUACGUCUCGUCUUUGAUAAUCAACUUUUCGUGCACGUGGUGCUCACUCGGCCACAGAACACCUACCAGUGACUCGGCUGGCAAGACCUCGUUGAGAUCGUCUUCUUCGCUGCAGAAACGCGCCUGCUGAAAGCGCGUGUGGCUCGUGUUAAGUUGCUACUCGUGCAGCUGCAGUGAGCGGCAAGCUCGGUUCUGCCGGGGCGCACGGCGCGUUGACCAUGCUACGUGUGGUAGCCCACUGGUCAGCGCUGCGCCGAUGUGUCGUGUCGGCAGCGAGGUGCCUGGCCACGGGUCGCCCUCCUGGGGUGUUGAUUGGAGCACCUCUUCUACUCACAACUCGCACCUCUCCGUACUUGCAGCCCAUCAGGAGCAAGGCCAAGAAAGCGAAAAGCAAGGGCACACAGGAUGAAGAGGAGGAGGAGGAAGAAGAAGAAGCAGAAGAAGAAGAGAGCCAGCAGCCUGGAGACAAUGAGAAAAUUGCCUAUGUGAGCUCACUCCGAAUCGACAGCAUUAUGAAGGCGGGUGUCAACCUGUCAAAGACGAAAGUUGCUGAAAGCUUCUACAAUGGCAGCAUACGUCUUAAUGGCAGAAAGGUUACCAAAAAGAGCACCCAGGAAUCCGCAUGGCACUAGUUCUUCAUCGUUUUGCUGGUACACAAGAUAUAACAACAGGGUUUCUGUUGGUGAUGAGGUGGACCACAUCCUAGAGCUCAGUGCGCAAAAUCCAAACUUCAUGGAAGUUGAUCGUGUCACACUCCUGGCCACACAUCAUGACCGUGUUACAGAUAAAGGACGAUUCCAAGUGCGGUUACACUGUCAGCGAAGACUUGUUAUAGAGAAGUAUGCGGAUGAAGACUGAACAACUUUCUCGUUGGAGACUUGUCUGUCAUUGGCGUGGAGGUGUGUCCAGCGAGGCAGCAGUGUGGUGGCGAACUGUGCGUCUGAUGAGCACAAUCUGAUUGAAGAAGCAGUCUGAACAGAUCUUCAACAUUUAGUAUAGUUUAGUUACGAAUAAAGAUUCCGAAAUAGCUGC